Colletotrichum tamarilloi is the source of this 333-nucleotide messenger RNA. RefSeq lists its product as uncharacterized. Lineage: Eukaryota; Fungi; Ascomycota; Sordariomycetes; Glomerellales; Glomerellaceae. The record is from RefSeq and is a predicted model, not a curated record. Bases 1 to 333 code for a protein of 110 amino acids. The transcript is spliced from 2 exons.
AUGCCCGAGGUCUGCCCACGGUCAGAUACCAAUCCGGUCAGAGAUGGCAUACCUGAGCCCUUGUCCCCAUCCACGGUCCACCCCAUCACGGAUCCCAGUCUCGUCAAACGAAGCACUUCCUUGACAAGUUUCACGCCCAAUCCCGGGUCUCAGCUUGCAGAUCGAUGGAUAAUCUGUGCCUCAGGGCCUCCCAUUUGCAUCAACCGAGCAGCCGCAGCACAACCACCGAAGAGCGACCUGAAAGAACGGCAAGGAGCCAUUCUACAACCGCGCUCGUUUACGGCAUCUCUGCCGACCUUGAAGUGUGGCAAUGGAACGACAAACUUGAGAUAG